This is a messenger RNA of Moneuplotes crassus, 441 nucleotides long. The record is from the annotation of a GenBank genome assembly. Lineage: Eukaryota; Ciliophora; Spirotrichea; Euplotida; Euplotidae.
UUCCCUUUCCAUUCUCCUUAUCAUCUUCCCAAUAUCCUUCAUAUCUCCUCAGCCCCUUACUCCAGCAGUCACUUCUCUUACACCCAGUCUGACCCCUAGCUUCCUCAUUAUUCCAUUAUUCCAAGUGUACUUUCCUUAGGUACGUUCAGAGAUGGCUUGGGAGUGGGUUCUUAAGAGGUUCUGGAGGGUAAAGGAGCAGGUUCAGGAUGGAAGGUUCUGUGCAGACAUGAACCAUGAGGUUUGGAAGGUGAGUUUGGGGUGGGGGAGGAGGGGGUGGAUAAGAGGGUUCUUGGGAUUAGUUACUUUGGGUUUGGAUUUUUGGAUAAUGUUUGGAAUUGUUGUAUGGGGAGGUAUUUGUGGUUUGAGUCUUGGUUUUCACUUUUCUUUAUCCUUUUAAGUGGGUUUUAUAAUUGUUUCCAUCUUUGGUAUAUAAUUUACUAU